This is a messenger RNA of Diachasma alloeum, 1754 nucleotides long. RefSeq names its product S-adenosylmethionine sensor upstream of mTORC1 (gene Samtor). Gene Ontology annotation, biological process: negative regulation of TORC1 signaling. The record is from RefSeq and is a predicted model, not a curated record. The transcript has 2 exons. Bases 58 to 1101 code for a protein of 347 amino acids. Lineage: Eukaryota; Metazoa; Arthropoda; Insecta; Hymenoptera; Braconidae.
GAUUGUUGACAUGAGGGAUUGACAAAUAAUUGAAAAAACGAGUGGAAAAGCGGGAUAAUGGCGAGUGAAGAGCACAAGAAGCUUUCGGCUUUUAUAAAAGAGACCCACAGUCGACUGCGACAGGAGUGUCAGCUCUACGGGCCCCAGGAGGCUUGGAGUCGACAUUUGUCGAGAACGAAGGACUUGAAGAAUUACGCAGAAUCCAUGAGAGAGCUGGCGACCUCCCACUGGGCCCAGAACAGUGAUCCACUCCCCAAAAACACCUCCACCCACUGCAGAAUCCAAUGGAUCAAACGACAGUGCUGCAGCUACUACUUCGAGGGAGGUAAAAGUAAAUACGACGACCGAGAAGUAUCAAUUUCAUCUAAAAUCGAGGGUCGACCGUCUUCAGUACCUCGCCUGCCUCCCCCGUCACCCCCAGGAGCUGAAGAUCCCCAUUCCAUCCCUCCCCAUUCGAAAAUAAAAAUACUAGACGUGGGGAGCUGCUACAAUCCCCUUGGGGAUGACGAGAGGUUCGACGUGACUCCCAUAGACCUGGCCCCCUCCUCCAACCAAGUCCUCAAGUGUGAUUUCCUGGCCGUGAGAGUUGGGGGGACAACAGAAAUAAAAGACCAUCGAGAAAUGAUCCAAUUAGGGAGUAGCAGUUACGAUGUCUGCGUGUUCUCUCUUCUCCUGGAGUACCUCCCGUCCCCGGAUCAACGAUUCCACUGUUGUGAGAAGGCUCACAGCAUCCUGAAACCUGGGGGACUGCUGAUCAUCGUCACUCCAGACUCUAAACACGUGGGGGCGAACGCGAGAAUAAUGAAAUCCUGGAGAUUUGUUUUGUCCCGUCUGGGGUUCAUGAGAGUUACGUAUGAGAAAUUGAAGCAUGUCCAUUGCAUUUGCUUUAGAAAAUGUUUUGAUGGGGGUGUGGCAGCCAGGUGGGCACAGAUGCAGGUCGUGGAGGGGGACGAUUUGUUGUUCAGGGCGAUCGAUAAAAUAUUCAUACCUCAGGAUUUUCAGGAGAUUAAACCAGAGGAUGGAGAGGGGGAGAGGAGGGAUUUUUGGAGUGACAGCGAGAGGUCUAGGGGGUUUGAGGAGCUACCGGAAUUUUUUGAUUGAGAUGAUAAUUAAUCAUCACGAAGAUUGAUCCGCAGAAAUGAUUAUUUUACACUUUCUUCAAAUAUUUGAAAAUAUUUGAAUUUUUAUUGGCAAAAAUGAACAUAGAAACGAUGAAAAAUUAGUUUUUUCUUCAUUUAGAAGGGUUUUUCAAGGUUUAACAAUGGCUUUCCCUAUAUUCUCUCCUUUCAGCAUUCCAGCGAACGCCUUGAACAUGUUCUCGAAUCCCUCAGUGACAGUCUCCCUGUACAGGAGCCGUUCCUUUUGGAUCCAUUCGAGGUUUGUCUUGAAAGCCUCGGAAAAACGGUCCGCCCACCGCCAGACGAGGAAGCCCUCGAUCUUCAGUUGUUUGGAAACCGCAGCAGGCUGGAUGAUCGUCGCCUUCGGGUACUCAGAGGCGUCAUUGUUGUACGCUGAAAUGCUUCCGCAGAUCGAGACGCGACCGAAGGCGUUCAUUUGGUAGAUAAUCGUGCUGGCGAUCUCUCCUCCCACCUGUUGGAGUCAGGAAAAGAAGGGAAUUUAGAUAUUCACCUGGGGGUGAAAUAUUUUAUGAAUGAAAUUAUAUUAUUUCGGCGUGUUAAUUUGAUUCGAUUUUUGAAAAUGUCGAUAACUCUCGGCGGGAAAUUUGUUCCCAAAUUUGGAAAAUUAGCGACAUU